Rotaria socialis is the source of this 369-nucleotide messenger RNA. The record is from the annotation of a GenBank genome assembly. Lineage: Eukaryota; Metazoa; Rotifera; Eurotatoria; Philodinida; Philodinidae.
AUGUCCGAGCAACAUAAUAUCCAUGCUGCUCAAAUGAAUAGUAACCAUCUUAAACGUCGUUUACUUGGUUGGGUUAUCGGCUUAUCGUUUUGUAAUAUUUUUUUAUUGUGCGUUAUCGUGAUACUCAUCUUUUGUGCUCCGACAUGGAUACGUAGUUAUACUACUUGGCAUUCCAAGAUGAAGCUCAAACGACGGGCCCGUCUUGUCAACAAGUUUGAUCUGGUUGAACGUUCCGCCCUUCCAUCAGUGCAGCCGUCUUAUGACGAUCUUUUAAAACAAUUACACGACCAGAAACAACAGCUCAAACAAUUUCCACGUGCUUUACCACUCACGCAGACUUUACCAGUGAUCCAGCCCAGGAUUUCUUAA